Messenger RNA from [Torrubiella] hemipterigena, 1755 nucleotides. Lineage: Eukaryota; Fungi; Ascomycota; Sordariomycetes; Hypocreales; Clavicipitaceae. The record is from the annotation of a GenBank genome assembly.
CGAGCAGCAGCAACAAAUACGAAUUGUUGAGCGGCACCAUGACUUUGUCGGCAAUUGCAUCGCUGCGGCCAUUGGCUCAUACCCAGUGUAUCCGCCAGGCGGCAACAGGUGCGCUGUCGCUGCAUCUGCGAUCGCGCACGGGAUCUAUGCACAUCGAGGCCAUUGUCCGAAUUCAUCCACAGCAAGCGAGAUACCAGUCGAAUUCCGUCGCCAAGCCCCCCGAAAAGAAGACACACGAUGCACCCAAGGUCACAUUUCGACAAUUUGCCGGUCGGGCCCUCGGUGCCGGCUUGCGCAACAUGGCGGUCGCCCUGAGCCCAAGCGGAAUCAAGCGAGCAUAUCAGGAGGCGCCGGCAGUCACAGCCAUGAGCGUCAUCAUGUUACUCUUGACGCUCGGCAUAUCGGUUGUGGCCGUCAAGUGGUACAUGCAGGCGUUCUACAAUCCGGAAUUCAGCAAGUUCCCCGAGCCCGUUGCCAACACGCUGCGACGAGCCAUUUACCACACAAAUAUCAAGCCAGAUCCCGAGCUUGCCCUGAAAUACUACAAAAAGGCCAUGCAGCAGUGUGCUGAGCUCGGGCUGGACCCCUUCUCGGACGAGGUGCUUGGUAUUCGUAUACAGGUGUCGUUUUGGCUGCAAAAGAUUGGCAGCCACCGUGCGGCGGUCGAUGUUCUCGAGUCCAUCCUCACCGACUGCAAGAAAUGGGUUAGCAUCAUGGAUCUUUCUGUAAAGGAGGGCAAAGUAACAGCAGAUGGACGAUACUCUGCGGACGAGCAGGCCAAGCUGACCAACGAAGCUGCCGCAUCUACCGCUGACCUGAACAACAAGCAAGCUACCGAGAAGACCACCACUGCCACCACAAAAGAUGAGCCAGAGCAAGAACCGGAGAACCUCUGGCGCAAGAGACAGCGCCUGCUGGCCAAGGCCGUUGGCACCAGUGUCAAGCUCGGCGAGCUCUACUCAAGCGAUCAUGUGCUUGAAGCGGAGAAGUCGGAGCCCCAUCUCGUCUGGGCCGUCGAGACGGCUCUAUCGGAGUUUAAACGACGCAAGACGGAUGGAAUUAGGCCUGGCGAGCAAGACUGGUUAUCUGCGGAAGAGCUGGGAGGCUCUAUGGAAUCACUUGGACGGGACUACGAGCGCAAGUCGCAAUUCCACCUGGCCAUUCCGCUCUUCUUCCAGGCCCUCCGGCUCUGUAAGGACCCUUGCCACCGGGUGGUGAUUAUGAACAACCUGGCAGCGUCAUUUGCGCAAUAUCCUGCGGACAACGACAGCAGUGCAGCCCGGCUGUCGGAGAGUUUGCAGCACUUGACAGAUUCGGCGAUGCCCCAAACCCGCAAGGAUUGUCUCGAGGCCGGCGAGAACUGGGCCAAGAACGCGCUGGCGCACUCCAAAGACGUCAAGGGUGAUGAACGAACCCCAGAGUGCGAUGCAGGCUGCGCGGUCGCCCUCUGCAACUGGGCCGACGUGGCAGCCAUGAUGGGGAAGCGGGCAGUAGCCAAGACAAAGUACCUGGAGUGCAUCGAGAUGAGUUCUAAAAUUGGAUUCGGCCAGGGUAUCGAGCAAGCCCGUGAGGGGCUGGCUCGGCUAGGUGAGGCGUAAGAGGAGUGAGUGAACAACCGCGACUCCCCGUCCAGAUGUACGAAUAGGUGAUGAUGAGCAUAGGCUUGGCUUGGCCUUGUGUUCCAAUUCGAAAGGAGAAGAUAGCCCCUUCUUCUUCCCGUGUAAUACCAACAAAAUACAUACCCCAUUUCCCACU